This is a messenger RNA of Hypoxylon trugodes, 926 nucleotides long. RefSeq lists its product as uncharacterized. NCBI's taxonomy places the organism in Eukaryota, Fungi, Ascomycota, Sordariomycetes, Xylariales, Hypoxylaceae. The coding region runs from base 60 to 773 and encodes 237 amino acids. The transcript is spliced from 2 exons. The record is from RefSeq and is a predicted model, not a curated record.
UUACACGUCGUCACCGACGAAAGAUAACGUCUACUUUAGCGGCCAAUAACAUAAAGAAGAUGGCACCUAACAUGGAUAUCGAGAUCCCGACUUAUCUCAGGGCUAUUUUCCCGAACUCCCUGACCCCGGUUAUGUUUCACCUAGGUCAACUUGACCAAGAGUUACGUUUCACGGUUACGGUCGACGCUUUCUCCAGCCGAUCACCUCUCUUGGUCCUUCAUGCUGGAUCAACCGUGCGAGGCCCGGUUCUCGCGUCGGUAAGCAAGCCGGCGCCGUACAAAGGCACUUACAGAAACAUCGUCAAGAUACAAUCCCCGAUCUCCAACACCGGCGCUAUCGAGGUUUCCUUGACCACACCAAUUGACGAUGGCAUGCAUGUUCGCUAUAACUUCUCGCUCGCAAUUGGCUCACGCCAUGAGAAAUUUGAAUGGAGAGCCACCCGAGGCAGUGAGGUCCACGUCGCAUUCCGCAAUGCCAAGGGAUUUAAGCUAGUACGACUGGGGAGUGAGGGACCUGGAGGAGGACAGGGUGGUUCGAGGGCGACGAGGGCCGUGGGCGAGACCAGCGAUGGAAAGGAGGUCGUAGCCGUUUGGGCAACUGAGAAAUCCUUGCUUCCGGCAGCCUUCGUGCCGAAUUGCAGACCCUUUAAGUUCGAGCUUCUCGGAAGUGGCAAGGCAUUGGGCCAGGAGUUCGCAUGCCUAGCUCUCACGACGGCGUUAAGAGUCUGGAGCUCCGAGGCCCAGGCUGUUCCCAACUUGACCUUCGAUAUUUGAUCAUGGGCUCGGAAAUAGAGGUUUGGGUUUGAGGGCGUUCGGGUAAUAGGGGUUAUGGGCUAUGAAAAAAUACCCUACUGGAAACAGGAUCAGGAUGGCGUAAGAGUUGUGACGGGACUAGGUCUAGCUCCUACUAGGAUCCGGGUAUCAGUG